GACUUUUCUCACUAUCAGUCCAUCAACAGCGUUUAGACAGAAGAAACAUAAGAAACGGCAGAAUAAAUUAGAGCUGACAUCCUCUAGAUUGGGUCUGUUUAACAAUAGAGGGAGCUCAAACAAGACAAAAUUCGGCAGGUAUGGCUGAUGAACUUGUGAGAGAUUGCUCCGUUGUUCAAGUCCACAGCUCAAAGAAUCAGGAAACAUCUGCUUCUCCAAGUCCCAGCCAUAAGUCGAUAAAGAGCGAUCAGUCAAUGAAUCAUCCACGUGACUUUAAAGGAUCCAGCUUACUUCAGCCUGGUGUAUCAGACAUUCCAAAUGAAUUCAAGAAAAGCAAUCAGUCCAUGGAUCAUUUAGUGGAAUUUAAAGAGUCCAGCUCAGUGCCGCAAGGGAGAUCAGCUUCUCCGUGUCCCAGCCAUGAGUCCAUGAAGAGCAAUCAGUCAAUGAAUCAUCCAAGGGAUUUGAAAGGAUCCAGCAACAUACUUCAGCAACAUAAAUCAGAUUGUCUUUAUUCCAGUCCUGAGUUCCAAAACAGCAAUCAGUCCAUGGAUCAUUUAGUGGAAUUUAAAGAAUCCAGAACUGACUUGUCCACAAAAGAAACACUCAGAUCACAUCUACGGAACAAAUGUCAGUGUUUGCAUGAAGGAACAAUAAAAAACAUUGGCCUCAUACCACUCAAUGAGAUCUACACUGAGGUCUACAUCACAGAAGGUUGGUGUGGGGAGAUCAAUAAUGAGCAUGAGGUGAGACAGAUUGAAGCAGCAUUGAGGAGAGCAUCAACAAAAGACAAACCAAUCAAAUGCAAUGAUAUUUUAAAGCCUCUACUUGGACAAGACAAACCCAUCAGAACUGUGCUGACAAAAGGAGUCGCUGGCAUUGGAAAAACAGUUUGUGUGCAGAAGUUCAUUCUGGACUGGGCUGAAGGGAAAGCAAAUCAAGAUAUUAAUCUCAUAUUUCCACUGCCUUUCAGAGAGCUUAAUCUGAUGAAGGACCAAAAAGUCAGUUUUAUAGAUCUUCUAAAAUUAUUCACACAUAUAGAACAAUUAGAAAUAUCUCAAAAUGAAAGUAAAAUCCUUUUGAUCUUGGAUGGUUUGGAUGAAUGUCGCCUCCCUCUGGAUUUUGACAACAGCGUGAGGUUGUGUGAUGUAAAUGAAUUGGCGUCAGUAGAUGUGCUGGUGACAAAUCUAAUCAAGGGAAAUCUGCUUCCCUCUGCUCUCAUCUGGAUCACCUCCAGACCAGCAGCAUCUGAUCUCAUCCCGUCUGAGUGUUUUGAUCGAGUCACAGAGGUACGAGGCUUCAGUGAUCCACAAAAGGAGGAAUACUUCAGGAAGAGAAUCAGUGAUGAAGGUCUGGCCGACAAAAUUAUCUCGCAUCUGAAGUCCUCCAGGAGUCUCUACAUCAUGUGUCACAUCCCAGUCUUCUGCUGGAUUUCAGUCACUGUUCUAGAGAAAAUGUUGAAAGAAUCAGAAAGCGGAGAGAUCCCAAAAACUCUCACUCAAAUGUACACACACUUCCUCAUCAUUCAGAUAAACAUAAAAAAUGAGAAAGACUAUGAGAGGAAGGUUAGCGAUGAGGUGAUGAUUCUCAAACUUGGGAAACUGGCUUUUCAGCAGCUUCAGAAAGGCAAUCUGAUCUUCUACGAAGAAGAUCUCAGACAGUGUGACAUUGAUGUGAAAGAAGCAUCAGUAUUCUCUGGAUUGUGCACUCAGAUCUUUAGAGAAGAAUCAGGACUUUUUCAAGGGAAGGCUUACUGCUUUGUCCAUCUGAGUGUUCAAGAACAUCUUGCGGCUCUGUAUGUGUACCUCUCUUUCAUUAAUAAGGAUGUAAAUGUAUUAGGCCAGCCGUGUGUUUUACCCAACGUUUUGGCUUGCACGCAUGGUUCACGUAAUUCAAUAUUUAUUCUGCAUCAGACAGUGUUGAAGAAAGCCUUGCAAAGUACCAAUGGACAUUUGGACCUUUUUCUUCGCUUCUUUGUGGGCUUCUCACUGGAGUCCAAUCAGAUUCUCUUGCGAAACCUUUUCACAGAGCCAGAAAAACUCUCCUACAGCAAUGAGAGAAUAGCCCAGAUGAUCAAGAUGAAGAUUGACGAAAAUCCUUCUACUGAGAAAUCAAUCAAUCUCUUCCACUGCCUGAAUGAAUUAAAUGAUCAUUAUCUAGUGGAGGAUAUCCAGGAUUAUCUUAAAUCAGGCUCAGAAAUAAAUAAAACACUUUCACCCUCACAGUGGUCAGCAGUCGUUUUCAUAUUGCUGACCUCAGGUCGAGACCUAGAUUUGUUCGAUUUAGACAAAUAUGUAAAGAAAAACAUCUCAGCAAAUGAAGCUCUUCAAAGGCUGCAGCCAGUGAUUGAAGCAUCGAGAACAACAAGGCUUUGUGGGCAUAGCUUUUCGCAGAAAGGCUGUGCCACCUUGGUUUCUGUCCUCAACUCAAAGACUUCAUGCAUGAGAGAGCUGUUUUUAACAGAAAGCAAUAUAAAGGAUGAAGGAUUGAAGCAGCUCUGUACAGGACUGGCAAAUACUAAGUGUCAGCUGGAGAUACUGGGGCUGAGCAGAUGUGGAAUCACUCAUGAAGGUUUUGCUACUUUGGCUUCAGCUCUGAGAUCAAACCCCUCACAUCUCCAAGAAUUGGAUCUUUCUGGAAAUUCAGUAACAAACUAUGGAGUGAACCUGCUUUCAGCUGAAUUAGGGAAUCCACAUUGUAAACUUGAAAGAUUACUGAUAAGAAAUUGUGGCAUAACUCAUGAAGGUUGUGCUGCUUUGGCUUCAGCUCUGAGAUCAAACCCCUCACACCUGAGAGAACUGAAUCUGUCACGAAAUAAAUUAGGAGAUUCCGGAAUAAAGCAGCUCUCUGAUGCACUGAAAUCUCCUAACUGUAAACUGGAGACAUUAUUGUUGAUGAAUUGUGGCAUCACUCAUGAAGGUUGUGCAGCUCUGGCUUCAGCUCUGAGAUCAACCAUCUCACAUCUAAGACAACUGGAUCUGUCUGGAAACAACCUUACAAACAGAGGAGUAAGAAGGCUGUCUGUAGAUCUAGAGAAUUGUGAUUGCAAACUCGAGAUGCUAAGGUUAGAGAAUUGUGGUGUCACAGAUGAAGGUUGUGCUGCUCUGGGUUCAGUUUUGAAAUCAAACCCCUUAAACCUAAGAGAGAUAAAUCUAGGUUGGAAUAAAAUUGGUGAUUUAGGAGUGCAGUCACUCUUUGCUGCAAUGGAGAAUCCUAACUGCAAAUUAGAAGUUUUAGGGUUACGAGAUUGCAAAAUUACAGAUGAAGCUUAUGCUGAUCUGGUUUCAACACUUAAAUCAAACCCCUCAACCCUGAAAGAGUUGGAUCUGUCUCAGAAUACACUGAGAAUCCCAGGAAUAAAACACCUCUCUUCUGUAUUGGAAAAUCCUAACUGUAAACUGGAGAUACUACGUCUGGAAUGUUGCGGUAUCACAGAUGAAGGUUGUGCUGUUCUGGUAUCAGCUCUAAGAUCAAACCCUUCACACCUGAGAGAGCUGAAUCUGUACAUGAACCAUAUUGGACGUACAGGAGAGCAGCUGUUGUCGGAUAUGAAAGAGGAUCCGAAUUCUAAACUGGACACACUAAAGUCACAAAUAUACAUUACACAGACUGAAAUAAAAUUACAAGGGAAUAAGAUUUUAAAUGUAUUUUAUUUCAAAUCAAGAUCAGUGUCUCCAGUGCCUAGCUGCUUGUCUAUGAAAAGCAGCAAUGCUGUUGAUUAUCCUCCAUACAUAGAAGAUGGCAGUACUCCAUGUGAACCCAGUAGGCAAAUAAGAUCUGAAUCAAUUGUACACAGAACUGUGUCCACAAAGAGUUAUAUGUCAAUUGAACAGCCUCCAAACAUCAACUGUGAAAUAGAACCUGGAGGAAAAUCAGACGAAGUAACCGGCAUGGGGUCCAUUAGGAGUAACCAAUCUAAAUAUACAGCUGACACAAGGAAAAACAGCUGGGAAUCUGAACUGGCUGUCCUUAAGGAAUUCAAAUCAAACUUAAAAGUCAAGUGUCAAUGUUUGCAUGAAGGAAUUGCAUGUCAGAGAAACCCAACACUCCUCAAUGACAUCUACACAAAGGUUUACAUCACAGAGGAUAGAGGCGGAGGGAUCAAUAAUGAGCAUGAGGUGAGACAGAUUGAAGCAGCAUCCAGGAGAACAUCAACAGAGGACAGACCCAUCAAUUGCAAUGACAUCUUCAAACCAUCACACGGGCAAGAAAAACCCAUCAGAACUGUGCUGACAAAAGGAGUUGCUGGGAUUGGAAAAACAGUUUCUGUGCAGAAGUUCAUUCUGGACUGGGCUGAAGGCAAAGCGAAUCAAGAUGUUCAUCUCAUAUUUCCACUUCCUUUCAGAGAGCUUAAUUUAAUGAAUAAACAAAAGUUCAGUCUCGUGGAACUUCUCAGUAUCUUUAUCGUGGAAACGAAACAUUUAGAAAUAUCCAAUGAUAAAUAUAAAGUUUACUUUAUCUUGGAUGGUUUGGAUGAGUGUCGCCUCCCACUGGAUUUUGACAACAGCGUGAGGUUGUGUGAUGUAAAUGAAUCAGCGUCAGUGGAUGUGCUGGUGACAAAUCUGAUCCAGGGGAAUCUACUUCCCUCUGCUCUCAUCUGGAUCACCUCCAGACCAGCAGCAUCUGAUCUCAUCCCGUCUAUGUGUGUUGAUCGAGUCACAGAGGUACGAGGUUUCAGUGAUCCACAAAAGGAGGAAUACUUCAGGAAGAGAAUCAGUGAUGAGGGUCUGGCCGACAAAAUCAUCUCACACCUAAAGUCCUCCAGGAGUCUCUACAUCAUGUGUCACAUCCCAGUGUUCUGCUGGAUUUCAGUCACUGUUCUAGAGAAAAUGUUGGGUGAAGCAGAGAGAGGAGAGAUCCCCAAAACUCUCACUCAGAUGUACACACACUUCCUCAUCAUUCAGACGAACAUCAAACAUCAGAAGGACUAUGAGAUGAAAGUGAAAGAUGAAGAGAUGAUUCUCAAACUGGGAAAAUUGGCUUUUGAGCAGCUUAUGAAAGGCAAUCUGAUCUUCUACGAGGAAGACCUGACAGAGUGUGGUAUUGAUGUAGCAGAAGCAUCAGUGUAUUCAGGAUUGUGUACUCAGAUCUUCAGAGAAGAACAUGGGCUGCACCAGAGGAACGUCUACUGUUUUGUUCACAUGACCAUGCAGGAACAUCUUGCAGCGUUGUAUGCGUAUCUCUCCUUUAUCAACAAUAAAAUAAAUGUGAUUGAUCAAAAUACAACAACAUGCUCGGACUUAUCUGACAUGCUUAUGAACGCUGUUGAUGAAGCAUUAGCAAGUCAAACUGGACAUCUGGAUCUCUUCCUCCGUUUUCUUCUGGGUCUCUCUUUGGCGUCCAAUCAGGUUCUCUUACAACGCCUGUUGACCCACACAGGGUCCAGCGUCCAAUGCACAGAGAAAACAGCCGAACAUAUCAAGCACAAGAUCAUGGAGAACCCAUCUCCAGAGAAGUCGAUCAACCUGUUCCACUGCCUGAAUGAACUCGGUGACCAUUCUCUUGUCAAAGAAGUUCAGCAUUUCCUUAUUUCGGGGACCAUAAGAGGAACUAAACUUUCAGCCUCACAGUGGUCAGCUGUCGCCUUUGUGCUGCUGACCUCAGAACAGCUGGAUGUGUUUCACAUGAGCAAGUAUGCCAGAAUGUGCAGUGAUAUUGAUGAAGUUCUUGUGAGGCUCUUGCCUGUGAUUGAGGCAUCUAGAACCGUUCAUCUUCAUUAUUGUAUACUGUCAUCCAAAUGCUGUCCAGCUCUGGCCUCUGCUUUAAGCUCAAAGAUUUCAUGUCUGAGAGAGCUGAACUUGAAUGGAAAUGGACUUCAUGAUGAAGGAGCAACCGAACUCUUUCACGGUCUGGAGAGUCCACAUUGUAAAUUGGAGAUACUGAGACUUGCAAACUGUAAACUGGCAGACAAAAGCUGUUCUGCUCUGGCCACUGCUCUUAAAUCAAAAUCCUCCAGUUUGAAGGAGCUCAACUUGAACUGGAAUAACCUGCAGGAUGCUGGAGUGAAUCUGCUCGCCACUGGACUGGAGAAUCCACAUUGCAAACUAGAGAUACUGAAGUUACGGAAAUGUGGCUUCACAUAUUCAGGCUGUGUUGCUCUGGCCACAGCUUUGAACUCGAACCCUUGUCAUUUGAAAGAACUUCAUUUGAAUAGAAAUGAUCUUGGAGAUGGAGGCAUGACAUUGCUUUCUGGUGCAUUGCAGAACCCUUGCUGUAAACUGGAGAUAUUAGGCGUGAUUAGAUGUGGUAUCACAGAUGAAGGUUGUGCAGCUCUGGCUUCAGCUCUGAUAUCAAACCCCUCACAUCUAAAACAGUUGGAUCUGUCUGAGAAUAAACUUGGAGAUUCAGGAUUAAAAAGGCUCACUGCUGGAUGCAUGAGUCCUUUCUGUAAACUAGAAACAUUGGGACUGAUGUAUUGUGAUAUCACAGAAGACGGUUGUGCUGCUCUGGCUUCAGCUCUGAGAUUAAACCCUUCACACCUGAGAUACCUGAACCUGUCUGGAAAUAUGCUAGGAGAUUCAGGAGUGAAGCUGCUGUCUGCUGGACUGGAAAAUCCAAACUGUAAACUUGAGAAACUUAAAUUGAUGUAUUGUGGCAUCACUGAUGGAGGUUGUGCUGCUUUGGCUUCAUUUAUGAAAUCAAACUCAUGCGAUCUUAAGGAACUCUAUCUGGAUAAGAAUGAUCUGGGAGACUCUGGAGUAAAGCUGAUCUCUGCUGCGCUGGAAAAUCCACACUGUAAACUGGAGUCACUAAAGUUGUGGGAAUGCAAUAUAACAGAUCAGGGUUGUAUUGCUCUGGCUUCAUCUUUGAGAUCAAACCCUUCACACCUGAGAAAUCUCUAUCUUUUUGGGAAUAAACUUGGACCGUCAGGUGUAAAGCUGCUCUCUGCACUCAUUGAUGAUCCGGAUAAUUCACUGGAGAAUUUCGAUUUAUACUAGUCGAUUAAACUACUGACUGAAGAUGAUGGCUGAAGAAAUGAUGUGACUGAUACUGAAGACAUCUACAGGGAUUAUAACAGUACAUAAUAUAUAGAUAUAUGUUAAUAUAUGAAUUUUACACACAAUAUAAUUGUUACACAUUGUUUAUCCUGUUACAGAA
Messenger RNA from Misgurnus anguillicaudatus (oriental weatherfish), 7095 nucleotides. Its product is annotated as protein NLRC3. The record is from RefSeq and is a predicted model, not a curated record. Lineage: Eukaryota; Metazoa; Chordata; Actinopteri; Cypriniformes; Cobitidae. Gene Ontology annotation, molecular function: protein binding.